Molecule: messenger RNA, 1104 nt
Organism: Fibroporia radiculosa
Lineage: Eukaryota; Fungi; Basidiomycota; Agaricomycetes; Polyporales; Fibroporiaceae
Exons: 5
Coding region: 1-1104 (367 amino acids)
Biological process (GO): mitotic DNA damage checkpoint signaling; protein phosphorylation
Cellular component (GO): nucleus; cytoplasm
Molecular function (GO): protein serine/threonine kinase activity; ATP binding
Source: RefSeq, a predicted model, not a curated record
AUGUCGACCAAUGCUGAGAAUCGUUCUUAUUCCCCAGAGAUCGAUCCUGGUGACCUGGAGCCUCAUGAAUAUUUCUGGAGGGAUCAUCAGCCAUGGCUCGAGGAACGUGGAUACAUGCUACGCCCACGCUACCGACCCGACUGGGUACCAUCUUGGAAGGGAACCAGCAAGAGAUAUUGGAGCUGUGAAGACGGACAGGCGAUCCAGAGGUCUCAAAUUAUCGAUGCGACGCGUAUUGCUGACGGGGACAUGGUAGCCUUGAAAAAGGUCGAAAUUUCAAAGCACCCAUACGAGGUAGAGAUUGGCAACUUUCUCUCAUCCGAGCCAUUCAUUUCACAUCCUCGAAAUCACUGUGUACCCAUCUACGAAGUCUUGCGUGUACCGGACGAUAGCGAUGUUGUGCUUCUAGUAAUGCCUUUGCUCAGGCGGUUUAAUAGCCCCCGAUUUCAAACCAUUGGCGAGGCUAUUGAGUUUUUUCACCAGGUUUUUGAAGCAUUGCAAUUUAUGCAUCAACUCCGCAUAGCACAUCGCGACUGUAUGAAUCUCAACAUCAUGAUGGACCCGAAACCGCUAUAUCCCCAAAUGUAUCAUCCCGUUCUUGGUCUGCGGUCGCACAACUUCACGGGCACUGCGAAGCAUUAUACGCGCACGGCUCGGCCAACCAAAUACUAUCUCAUUGAUUUUGGUAUCUCUCGCAGAUACGAUCCGGCUAUCACGUCUCCUCGUGAACCGCCUAUCAGAGGUGGAGACAAGACCGUGCCCGAGUUCCAGCAUUCCGAUGACCCUUGCGAUCCCUUUCCUACGGAUAUAUAUUAUUUGGGUAAUAUGAUAAGGGAAGACUUUCUACAGACUAAGCAAGGAUUUGAGUUCAUGCGGCCUCUUGUUGAUGAUAUGGUCCAAGAUGAUCCCAGUCUACGGCCCACCAUCGACCAAGUCGUCAUGCGUUUUCAAGAGAUUCGGCAAGGUCUGGGAUAUUGGAGGUUGCGUUCCAGGAUCGUGGAUCUAGAAGAACUGUUCGUUGACAGGGUCUACAGAAAUACCAAGUAUAUUUUCCGAACGAUCGGCUAUUUACUCACAUUCCGAAGCCCCGUCCCUACACCUUAG